This is a messenger RNA of Trichosurus vulpecula (common brushtail), 4561 nucleotides long. It is a transcript of the gene ZBTB42, whose product is annotated as zinc finger and BTB domain containing 42. The coding region runs from base 19 to 1398 and encodes 459 amino acids. Gene Ontology annotation, biological process: regulation of transcription by RNA polymerase II. The record is from RefSeq and is a predicted model, not a curated record. Gene Ontology annotation, molecular function: RNA polymerase II cis-regulatory region sequence-specific DNA binding; DNA-binding transcription factor activity, RNA polymerase II-specific; protein binding. Gene Ontology annotation, cellular component: nucleus. The transcript has a single exon. NCBI's taxonomy places the organism in Eukaryota, Metazoa, Chordata, Mammalia, Diprotodontia, Phalangeridae.
CCAGGUUAUGAAGGCAGAAUGGAGUUCCCGGACCACAGCCGGCAGCUGCUGCAGUGCCUGAGUCAGCAGAGGCACCAAGGAUUCCUGUGCGACUCCACUGUGCUCGUAGGGGAAGCUCGGUUCCAGGCUCAUAGAGCUGUGCUGGCUUCCUGCAGCAUGUACUUCUACCUCUUCUACAGGGACCAGUUAGACAAAAGGGAGAUUGUACAUCUGAACAGUGACAUUGUCACGGCCCCAGCCUUCAGCCUGCUGCUUGAAUUCAUGUAUGAGGGCAAGCUGGAGUUGAGCAGCCUGCCCAUCGAGGACAUCUUAGCCGCUGCCAGCUACCUCCACAUGUAUGACAUUGUCAAAGUCUGCAAGGGUAAACUAAAGGAAAAAGAACUAGUGAUUGAGGAAGACAAGGACAGACCCUUCCUGGGCCCCAGCAUAGCCCUGGGCCAUGAGUUAGAACUGCCUGGCCAGCCAAGAUUCAGUCCCCUAGAGUAUGACCGGUCUGGGGCCCACCCCACCUGGUCUAACAACCUCAUGGGACCGUCCUCGCUAUCGAAAAAAGCUGAGCUAAGUCCGAGUCCUGGGAAGGCCAGACCCUUGGAUAAUGGUGUGGGGGUCUCUCUCUCUCAGAGGACUGAGCUCCCAAUACCCAGCCAGGCCCCUGGUGACUCGGAGUGUGCUUUGGAUCUGUCUCUGAAGCCGAUUUCAGGGAGGGAUGCCCUCCACACCUCCUACGUCUUCAGACAGCUGGCUUCUGAUCAUCGGCAGCAGCAACAGGAAGCUGAACUGAUGGUGAAAGAUGAACAGGACUCAUUGUCAGACCAGGAAGAUGGCAAGGCAAGGAGUCCAGAGGGCCAGCCAUUUGGACCUGUGGCUAAAAGUCUGGUCACAGGCCUGGGCCACAUGUUUCAUGGCCAGGAAGAUGAGCUGGACCCAGACCGGGAUGAUAGCGAAGAUGACCUGGAUGCAUCAGACCUCUCUGCUUCCGAGGUGCUGGGGCCCCCCAGUCACAUCUGCAUCUGCCCCCUCUGCAGCAAGGUGUUCCCCAACCCCCACGUCCUACAGCUGCAUCUGAGCUCUCACUUCCGGGACAAGGAUGGUGGUUCAAGGGCUCGAUUGUCACCAGAGGGGUCAGUGCCCACCUGCACACUAUGUGGAAAGACCUUCUCGUGCAUGUACACACUUAAGAGGCAUGAGCGGACACACUCGGGCGAGAAGCCGUACACUUGUGUGCAGUGUGGCAAGAGCUUCCAGUACUCACACAAUCUUAGCCGGCAUGCGGUAGUACACACUCGAGAAAAGCCUCAUGCCUGCAAGUGGUGUGAGCGCCGUUUUACACAGUCUGGGGAUUUGUACCGGCACAUCCGAAAGUUUCACUGUGGCCUUGUCAAGUCCCUGGUAGUUUGAAGUUUUAUGAAGGAGCUGGAGUGUGUGAGAGAGUGAGUGUGUGUGUGUGUGUAUGUGUGUGUGUGUGUGUGUAUAUGUGUGUGUGUAUGUCUUUUUGGUUUGGAGAAUGGUUGUACCUAUGCUCUUUUGGUGCCCCACAGCAGCAUCCAGCCAGAGGGGCUUUAGGCGUAAGGCUGGGCUGUCCUACUGUAGUACAGGGACAUGCAGAAACUGUUGGGGAGAGAUGGUCUUGCAUCACCAGUCCCUGGAAUGCCUGAUCUAACCUCUGAGCUGGAGAAUUCUGAAGCCGCCUCUAGAAAAGCCUUUUCUCUAGAGGUGUGAUUAGAUGCCAAGAGGUCCUGCCUUUUGAAGUUCUUACCUUGUGGUUUUUUGGUCUUUUUUUUCUUUCUUAGCUCAAAAAGAAGAGAAUGCGCUUCUUAGAAACUAAAAUGCUUUCUAUGCUGACCUCUUUUUCUCCCAACUGGGCUCCAGGCAGCAAUCACCAAGGGGCAGGGAGAUAGAGAAACCUCCACUUAACAUUCUCUCCCUGAUGGUUUCUCAGGGAGUUUCAUGUAGUCAUUUCUCAUUUCCACUCUUCGCUUCCUAGGUUUCUUCCUUUGAGUAUAUGUUAUUUUCAAGGUUUCUGCUUUCACUGAUCCCAUGGCAUGUCCAUCUUCCUUCUCUGGGCCUUUUGGUAUUUAAAGGAAGUUUUUGUGGGACCCACCUUUUGCUGCCUUUCCCAAUGAAGAAUAUGUCUGUCAUACAGAGUGAUGUCUGUGUGAAUUACCUAGUGAGUUCUGUUAGGGGGUUUUGGGGAUUGGCACAGAAAUGGAACCUCUUUGGUACUCGGAGAGUAGUGGGGCAGAAUUUGGUGUUCGAUGGGCCACAGAAGAAACCAAAUGGUCCAAGUUCCAUGUUCUGAGUUGGAGAAGUAGGGACUAGAGGGCUGAGAAUGGUAGCCAUGAGAGAAGCCCAGGAAGAAUAAGAGGUAUGCCCUUGCAAAGGACGGAACAGUUAUUCAAGUAUGUAUAUUGAGGCAAGUGGUGAAAAGAACAUUUGAGGUCCCCAUAUCCUGUCAGAUGUAGGAUUUAAGUCAAGAAGACUCAGCUCCUUUUAGAGACAGAAUCAAGCUGGGGACAGAAACAAGUGGGUUCUAGGUGAAGUAGCAAGAGAGGCAGAUAUGGAGUUAGAGGACCUGAGUUCACCAACUUGGAGCAACCCUUUCUAUGCAAAGUCUCAAGUGAUUGGCCAGCCUCUCCUUAGGGCCUGGGAAUUGGAUGUGCCUCAUUGAAGAUUUGUUGAUGGAGUCUGGGAGUGAGGUCAAGUUUAACUUUGCCAACCAUUUGCCCCUUUGAGUCUGAGUCCCUGAGUGUGUCUGAGCAAAUGAUGUUGAGUGUGUUUGUGGACUUGAGUGUUGCUCAGCUGGCUGCUUCCCUAACUGAAAUGGGGCUGAGGGGGAUCGACCACUGGCCUCUGCUUCCCCAUCAUCCACCUCCACUUACCUGGAAUUUCCGUAAGGUUGGUUGUUAUUAAUAGCACUGAGCUUGCUCCCUGAAACACUUCAGAUUUUACUGGGGGGAUUUUUUUUUUUUGCACAUUAGCCUAUUUGCCCUCCCUGGUUGGGCGAUGUCACGAGCACUGACUGUGGUAGGAGGUGUGUAGUUUCAGGAGGGCCAGAUGGGAACUGUUUGGCUGCAACCUGUUGGGGAGGCUCAGUUUCCUCGGGGAACUUCAGCUAGUUCUCAACGAACCCUCCUCUCCACCUCCCCCAGCACCAGCCCCUUUUGAACUCUGAAUGUAAUGUGAAAAUUCAUUUUAUUUAUGGCAUGUGUCUCAUUCAUUACCUGACUGUACCUGUACUUCUGCUGAAACUGUUACAUGGCUUUGGAAAAUGUGGUGACCUGCAUUGUCGUCCUGUGGACGUGUGACUCCGUAUCGUGGUCUUAGGCUACUGAAUAUAUAUCAAUACAUACAUUACACAGAUAGAUAGGCAUACAUAUAUAUUUUUUGCUGUGAUUGGAAAUAGCACUGAGGACAAAGUCUACUAAAAUUAAGUUAUUUUCCUUUUCUCCUGAUGAAACUUGAUGUAGUAUUUAUUAGAAGUUUUAAUUUGAAGUGAUACUAUAACUGCUAGAAGCCUUUUUUUAUUCUAAAUGAUGAGUUUAUCUCCACUGUAAUGCUUCCAAGGUUUCUUUGUUUGGUAAAGGGAGCGAGUGACUAAUAUGUUAGUGUUGGCAAGAAGGGUAGCUGAAGUUUUUCUAAGUUUUUAUUUUUUUACUUUAAAAUUUUGCAUAAUGUUUUUUGUGAUCUCCGUGAAUAAAAGCAAAUUGCAGACUCACAUAUUCCAUACCAAGCCCGGUCCAUGCCCAAGCAGUAGUGAGACAGGGGGCUGCAGGUAGGGCCAAUGUGGCUGAUGCUUCCCUUCCCUUGAUGCCCUUCAAGCAGAGGGCUGGAUUACUGCUCUUUGGUGACCACAGGGCCUAGAGCUGGAAGGGACUUUAAGGUCAUAUAGUCCAAUCCCCUUGUUUUACAGAUGAAGAAAUGGGCCUAUAGGGGAAAGGGACUUGUCUAAAUUCAGAUCUGGAUAUGGAACCUGUGUCCCCUGAUUUCGGUUCAGGCCUCUUUCUACUACAUGACAAUGAUGUCUUAUAGAGAAGAUUUCUGCCUUCGUACUGAUUGGACUUAGACGAAGCUUAAAGUUCUUUCCAACUCUUUGAUGCUGUGAGCUUAGGUCUUUUAGCCUAGGAAAGCCUAGGGAUCUGGCUAGGUCAGGCAGUUGGGUGUCAGAGACUCCAAGGUGUGGUAAUUGUGGGGAAAAAGAAGAGAAUACUUGAACUCUCACUGUAGAGAUGCUGUCUUCCUGGCUCCUGCCACUGGGCAGCUCCAACAAGGACUUUUGCACUUGUGUCUGUAUUCUGCUGAAGUGUGUGUGUGUCUGUGUAUGUGAGUGAGUGAGUGAGUGUAUGAGUGUGUGAAGGCCAUAGGUCUGAGCACAGCUCUUCCCACAGUGGGUCACUUUCUCGUGGAACAGUUGGGAGUUGCUGCCACACAUUGUCUUCCGUGUGGGUGAUUCCAGUCCUGGAGAGUUUAUUUUCUUGGAGAGCGGUCCUGCCCUAACUCGUUAACACUGGGUUUGUCGUCAUCUGCAAAUAAAUACUGUGAAGUUAAUGUAAAAAAAAUCAUC